Molecule: messenger RNA, 479 nt
Organism: Mirounga angustirostris (Northern elephant seal)
Lineage: Eukaryota; Metazoa; Chordata; Mammalia; Carnivora; Phocidae
Product: calmodulin-1-like
Exons: 1
Coding region: 1-333 (110 amino acids)
Molecular function (GO): enzyme regulator activity; calcium ion binding
Source: RefSeq, a predicted model, not a curated record
AUGAGGUCACUGAGUCAGAACCCAACAGAACCUGAAUUGCAGGAUCUGAUCAACGAGGUGGAUGCCGACGGUAAUGGCACCAUUGACUUCCCAGAAUUUUUGACUAUGAUGGCUAGAAAAAUGAAAGAUACAGACAGUGAAGAAGAAAUUCGCAAGGCAUCCAGAGUCUUCGACAAGGAUGGCAACAGUCACAUCAGCGCGGCGGAGCUACGUCAUGUCACGGGAGAAAAACUAACAGAUAAAGAAGUAGAUGAAAUGAUCAGAGAAGCAGAUAUUGAUGGAGAUGGGCAAGUCAACUAUGAAGAAUUUGUACAGAUGAUGACUGCCAAAUGAAGGCCUACUUUCAACUCCUUUCCCCCCUUCUAGAAGAAUCAGAUUGAAUCUUUUACUUAGCCUCUUGCAAAAAAAAAAAAAAAAAGUUCAUUUACUCAUUCUGUUUCUAUAUAGCAAAACUGAAUGUCAAAAGUACCUUCUGUCCA